This is a messenger RNA of Salvelinus fontinalis (brook trout), 7577 nucleotides long. Its product is annotated as protein FAM222B-like. The transcript has 3 exons. Lineage: Eukaryota; Metazoa; Chordata; Actinopteri; Salmoniformes; Salmonidae. The record is from RefSeq and is a predicted model, not a curated record. Bases 197 to 1993 code for a protein of 598 amino acids.
UCCUGCGCAUGCGUUGGAAGUUUCUGCCGCAGACAGCAGCAGCAGUGAUUCGGCAACGCAGAGUAACAACAAAUAGCAAAACAAAUCUGUAUUUGAAUUUUAAACCAUGACGAUGUUUUAAGGAAUGCCUUUCGAGGAGGUACAUGGAGAUGUGAGGAGGACCCAGUGUCCCAUGUUGCAUUAGUGUCUGUGUGAAAUGCUGGCCUGUCUGCCAGGGCCAGGUGACCUCUCCCUCCAGCUUCUCUCACACACGCAGAUGAACACUGGACUUCAGAAAUGGGACACUACACAGAGGAUGAGAUCCGCUCAGUAUCCAACCCCUGCAGAAUUGGAUGCUUAUGCUAAGAAGGUUGCCAACAACCCCCUGACCAUUAAGAUCUUCCCCAACAGCGUCAAGGUCCCCCAGAGGAACCACGUGCGCCGCACAGUCAACGGGCUGGAUACUUCAGGCCAGCGCUACAGCCCCUACCCCCCCUCUCAGGCCAGCGCCAAGGCCGGCCUCCUUGCCAUCAUCAAGAUGCCCAUCAUCAAGGGCAUCCUCAAAGACUUUGAUGGCAGCCGGGUACGCCUGCACCCCUCCGAGGUCAUCAUGAACCCCCCUGGCCCCGGAGGGCCAUACGCAGCUGCCUCGGCCAGCACUUUAAACCUCCACCACCCCCCUUCCCAAGGCCAGGGCAUGCCCCGGCAGAGCCUGAACCCUCACCCUGGGAGCCAGACUCACCCUCAGACUCUACAACAGACUCACCCCCAGCAGCAGGGUCAGUGCCAGGUCCUCAGACACCCACCCUCCAUGCCCCAGCAGCACCCAGAGCAGAGUCUGCCCAGGCCCCAGACUCUGUCCCACCCCCAGCCUCCCUCUGGCCCCACCCUCCUGCUCCAACAGCAGCAGCAACAGAACCUUCAGCAGCAGGGGCAGCCUCCUCCCGGCCUUCAGGGGGGCCGGAAGCUGCCAGACGCCGACGCGCCGCCUAACGUGACAGUCUCUACCUCAACAAUUCCUCUGUCCAUGGCCGCCGGCCUGAACCAGGGCCGCCAGCCAGACCUGAGCAGCAUCGUGCACCAGAUCAACCAGUUCUGCCAAGCCCGGGCCCAGGGGGCUGGAGCCACCUCCAUGUGCGAGGGCCAGAUCGCCAACCCCAGCCCCAUCAGCCGCAACCUCCUUAUCAAUGCCAGCUCCAGGUUGUCCAUGCACAGCCACCCACACCCCAACGUCUGUCCCCCCGGGCUGCCCCCACACCCCAACUGCAUCAUGUGUCCUGCGAACAAGGCUGCUGCCCCCUCUCACCCCCAAAACAACAUGGCUGCCUCAAACAUGAUGCCUGUUUACCACAAUGAUAUCAAACAGCAGCAGCAACAGCAUCAACAACAGCAUCAACAACAACAACAUAAUCACCAACAGCAGAUGCGCUGGAACCAGCAGCAGUUGGCUCAUCUACAGCACAUGCAGCAGGAUGGCGGGGGCCACUCCUGCAAGCAGCCCUCUCACAUGGGCUACCCCCCAGAGCUGUGUGUGGGCCAGCCAUACAGCCUGAAGCCUCCUAUAGAGAAGCCCACCCCCUCUCCCCCAGUCAACAACAACAAUGGCAUGCCUGGGGGCCCACUGGCCCACUACACCAGUGGUGGCCACUAUUUCCAACAACACGCUGUGUGGAACAGCAGUAUCCUGCCAACGCCCAACAGCGACAGCUCUGGGUCUCAGGACCUGGCCAUGCCAUUCCAUGGUGGGCCCCCAGGGGGCUCCACAACCCUAGACUGCGGUGGGCCCCCUGGGGGAGGCCAUUACAGGCCCGCGGUGAUCUCCUCCUCCUCCGGCCAGACUAGUCUGGUGCAAACGGCAGAUUACUUGGGCGGGGACUUCCAGACGCCCUGCUUCCGAGAUCACAAUCUGGGGCUGAUGGGAAAGAUGCACAGGCCUCCCAUGAACAGGGUGGGGCCCGAGGUUGGCCCCGGGGACGGCAGAACCGCUCACAUCCAGCACCCAGGGUACAGAUAAGAUAAGGCCGGUCUUGUCUACACAGCAGUUAAUGAAAACCUUCUUUUAGUCUUAAAGGAAAAAUAUGAAAUAUAAUUAAAUUAAUAAAUUAAGUAAAUUUUCACUAACAUUAAAAAGAGGACAAAUUAAUAUAUAAUAGAGAGCAGUGUUGGUUUUUCUUUUUCUUGGAGUCUAUCUUGCAAGUGAUCAAUUGAUUUUGUAAAUGAGUGCUUUCACUAGGCACCCUCUAGAGAGCGUUUCUUAUGUAUGUGAUUGUCAUCAUUCCCUACCUUUUUUCCAUCUAACCUGUCUAUCAGUGUGCCUGGAUACAGAGUUAUUUUUACUUCAGAUCUGUUCUUCAACUUCUGCAGAGGAUGGAUGAAAACUCACUGACGCUUCAUGGAGGAAAGAAAAAACAUUAAUUUGUUUGUUUUUACUGAGUCGUGUGGGGAUUUCUCCGCUGCGAUUAGUUUUUUUGGACUAGUGGCUAAUGUUCCCUUUUUGCGUUUACUUCUGAAACUCGUAGUGGCAUCAAGAUUAAAAACCUCUUGAAAUCACCUUGCAGACGAGAUAAUGAAUGGUAAGUGUGAAACUGAAACUAUCAUUCACUGGACACUACAAAGGACAGACGGAGACACAUGUACAAAGAGGCUUUUUCUUUCUAUAGAAAUGUAUUUAUUUGUGAAAUAGGACUGUUUUCUGAAUCAGGUCAAGGUUGGUUCCUCGCUAUCAUCAAAGUAUCUAAUCAGGUUGAUGUUUGUACAGAGUAUAGAUAUAUACUGUAUAGACAGUGUAGACAUCUAGAUCCAGCAGGGAGCAACAUCCGUGGGGACUGACUGGGGGAGCUGACCAACGCUCUCUUGCUCAAAAUGCUGCAAUGAAUUCAGGUGUCUGUUACAAACCAUUUGUCGCCAAUUGAGAUUGGCAACAUGAUUGUGGAUUAAUAUAUUUUUAUUUUAAUGGAGUGAAAAAAUUAAUGAAAUGAAAUCUGUUCAUUCUGUCUGAAGCCUUAAAUGGCCAAAGUUACAUAAUUGACAAGGAAAACUUAUUUUAAAAGAUGUGAUUUUAUGUUUCCUAUCAUUUUUCGUGAACCCGAAAACAACUACUUGAAUUGUUGAAAUGCGAUGUUCUGUUUGGCAGUUGUUUAGUGAAGGCAGUGGGCUAGUUAGGUUUAGUCCUGCUAUCUACUGGAGUGAAAUAAAUAGCAUUGUUACUAAUGUAAUGUUAUUUUAGAAACUAACUAUGAACCAAAUCAGAGUUUUGAUCCUGAGUGUAUUUUGUUUUUAAUCACUAAAGGUAACUUGGUUGCUACUGAUUCUGGUAUGAAGUCUGCUGAAAAUACCAAAUUGAUCACUUGCAAGAUCACUUGGAGGUUAAAGGAAAUUGACUUUAACUUAAGUGAAACAGCAAAUGCAUUGUUUAUUUUAUUUUACACUGGCUUACCUACUAUACUACUGUAACUUUUUAAAGUGUAAUGAUUGUGUGUGAAUGAUGCCUGCUGAUGCAGGUUGAGUAUAGACGUGUGUGCAUUUGCGUUUUGUAUGUAUGCAGAUGUGGGUGUGUGUCUGUACGUGAGAGUGGUGGACACACUGACCACUUUCUGUUCGCCUCCUUCCCUAACAGCCCUUAAAAAGCCUUAAGUAUUUGGUCCUUGAACUUUCCUUUGAAAACAUGCAUGGUUAUAACGAAUACCCAAAAUGAUGAUUAUGAGAAUGACGAUUGCAAGGAUACAUACAGAGGACCCGCAAUUUCUGUUUGUUAAUUUGCCUUUUAUUUUAAUGGGAGUUUUUGUUGAAUAGGAAAGGCAAUUCCUUAGAGAUUCUUCUUUUAUUACGAAAACAAGAAAUGGAGUUAUAUUUUGUAAUUAUAUUUUAAUCCUACAGUGCCUUGCAAAAGUAUUCAUUCUCCUUGGGUUUCUUCAAAUUUGAUUGUGUUACGAAGUGGGAUUAAAAUGGAUUCAAUUGUAAAUUUGUCAACAAUCUAUGCAAAAUACUCUGUCAAAGUUUAAGAUGAAUGACUAAAAUAUAGUCGUUGCAUAAGUAUUCAUCUCCCUGAGUCAAUACAUGUUAGAAACACCUUCGCAGCGAUUACAGCCAUGAGUCUUCUUGGGUUGGUCUCUGAGCUUUACACCUAUAUUGUGCAAUAUUAUAAACUGGUGGUUAGAGCCCUGAAUGAUGAUUGUCUGAAAGCUGUGGUAUAUCACACUGUAUACCACGGGUAUGACCCUUUUUUUUUUUUACUGCUCUAAUUACACUGGUAACCAGUUUAUAAUGGCAAUAAGGCACCUUGGGGUUUUGUGGUAUAUUGCCAAUAUACCACGGCUAAGGGCUGUAUCCAGGCGCUCCGCAUUGCGUUGUGGUUGAGAACAUCCCUUGGCCGUGGUAUAUUGGCCAAACACCAAACCCCCUCGGGCCUUAUUGCUUAAUUAGCCCAUUAUUCUUUUCAUAAUUCUUCAAGCUCUGUCAAGAUGUUGGGGAUCAUGGCUAGACAGCAAUUUUCAAGUCUUUUUCAUAGAUUUUCAGGCAUAUUUUAAGUCAAAACUAACUUUCCCACUCAGGAACAUUCUCUGUCGUCUUGGUAAACAACUUGUGUACAUUUGGCCUAUUGUUAUAAGUUAUUGUCCUGCUUAAAGGUGAAUUCCUCUGCCAGUAUCUGGUGUAAAGCAGACUGAAGCAGGUUUUCCUCCAGGAUUUUGCCUGUGCUUGGCUCCAUCCCAUUUCUUUUCAUCCUGAAAAACUCCCCAGUAUUCGCUGAUGUCAACCAUACCCAUAUCAUGAUGCAGCCACCACCAUGCUUGAAAAUAAGGAGGCCGUUACUCAGCUAUGUGCUGUUGGAUUUGCCCCAAACAUAAGACUUUGCAUUUAGGCCAAAAAGUAUAUUCUUUGCUGUGUGUUUUUUCUUCAGCUUUAUUGCUUUGCCUUGUUGCACACAAGAUGAAUGUUUUGCAAUAUUUUUAUUCAGUAUAUUUAUAUUAUUUUCACUCUGUCAUUUAAGUCAUUGUGGCAUCACUACAAAGUUGUUGAUCCAUCCUCAGUUUUCUCCCAUCCCAGCCAUCAAACUGUUUUUAAAUCACUAAUGGCCUCAUGGUAACAUCUGAGCAGUUUCAUUCCUGUCCUGCAGCUCAGUUUAAAGGUUCACUCUGUCUGGGUGGUUUAAUCCAUAAUUAUUAACUUUACCAUGCUUAGCGAGAUGUUCAAUGUCUGAUUUGUUAUUGUUACCCAUCUACCAAUUACUGUCCUUGUUUGUGAGGCAAUCGAAAGCUCCCUGCUCAUUUUAGUUGAAUCUGUGCUUGAAAUUCAAUACUUGACUGAGGGACCUUGCAUGUAGAUAUACAGUGCCUUCAAAAAAUAUUCAGAACCCUUGACUAUUUUCACAUUUUGUUACGUUACAGCCGUAUUCUAAAAUUGAUUAAAACAAAUGUUUUCCACCUCAUCAAUUUACACACACUACCCCAUAAUGCCAAAGCAAAAACAGGGUUUUAGAAAUGUUUGCUAAUUUAUUUAAAAUUUGAAAAACGGAUAUCACAUUUACGUAAGUAUUCAGACCCUUUACUCAGUACUUUGUUGAAGCACCUUUGGCAGUGAUUACAGCAUCAAGUCUUCUUGGAUAUGACACUACAAGCUUGGCACACUUGUAUUUGGGGAGUUUCUCCCAUUCUUCUCUGUAGAUCCUCUCUGUCAGGUUGGAUGGGGAGCGUUGCUGCACAACUAUUUUCCGAUCUCUACAGAGAUGUUCAAAUCCGGUCUCUGACUGGGCCACUGAAAACAUCCCCACAGCAUGAUGCUGCCACCACCAUGCCUCACCGUAGGGAUGUUCCUAGGUUUCCUCCAGACGUGACGCUUGGCAUUCAGGCCAAAGAGUUUAAUUUUGGUUUCAUCAGACCAGAGAAUCUUGUUUCUAAUGGUCUGAGAGUCCUUUAGGUGCCUUUUGGCAAACUCCAAGUGGGCUGUCAUGUGCCUUUUACUGAGUUACGACUUCCAUCGGGCCACUCUACCAUUAAGGCCUGAUUGGUGGAGUGCUGCAGAGAUGUUUGUCCUUCUGGAAGGUUCUCCCAUCUCCACAGAGGAACUCUAGCUCUGUCAGAGUGACCAUCGGGUUCUUGGUCACCUCCCUGACCAAGGCCCUUCUCCCCUGAUUGCUCAGUCUGGCCGGGCGGCCAGCUCUAGGAAUGGUCUUGGUGGUUCCAAAUUUCUUCCAUUUAAGAAUGGUGGAGGCCACUGUGUUCUUGGGGAACUUCAAUGCUGCAGACAUUUUUUGGUACUCUUCCUCAGAUCUGUGCCUCGACACAAUCCUGUCUCGGAGCUCUACGGACAAUUCCUUCGACCUGAUGGCUUGAUUUUUGCGCUGUCAACUCUGGGACCUUUAUAUAGACAGAUGUGUGCCUUUCCAAUCAUUUGUAUUUAACCACAGGUGGACUCUAAUCAAGUUGUAGAAACAUCUCAAGGAUUAUCAAUGGAAACAGGAUGCUCAUAGCAAAAGGUCUGAAUACUUAUGUAAAUAAGGUGUUUCUGUUUUUUAUUUGUAAUAAAUGUGGAAAAAUGUCUUCAAACCUGUUUUCGUGUCAUUAUGGUGUAUUGUGUGUCAAUUGCUGUGGAAUUGUUUUUAUUUAAUCCAUUUUAGAAUAAGGCUGUAAUGUAACAAAAUAUGGAAAAAGUCAAGGGGUCUGAAUACUUUCCAAAGGCACUGUAUGUAUGAGGGAAAGUGGAAGGGUUAGUCAUUUAAAAAAUCAUGUCAACCCCUAGUAUUUCACACAGUGAGUCCAUGUAAUUAUCUGAUGUUUUUCUAUAAGCCAAAUGUUUAUCCUGAACUAAUUUAGGCUUGCCUGAGCAAAGGAGCUUCAUUUUUCUUCUACUUUGGCACUACAUAGAAUUUUGAGUAGAUUGUUGGAAGAAAAAACAGGACCAUUUCUGGACCAAAUCCAUUUGAAUCCCACUUUGUAACACAAAAUGUGAAGAAGUACAAGGGGCCUGAAUACUUCUGCAAGGCACUGUAUGUGUAGUUACUGGGCUGUAACAAACAAUUUUUCCCCCCAGUUUCAAAGCUUCAGUUGUGACUCGUUUUAUAAUACUUGAUUUUCUUGUUGUUUAAAAAAUUGUCUUUGUUUCCUUUACUGUUGCUGUGAAAUGGAGGAAGGCUUAAUAAGUCUUUCUUUUACAUGUCACUCUGUGGCUGUACGACAGAUAUAAAGGCGAGAGAGUGAGUUGUGCUACUCUUUUUGUAAUAUUGUAAUAAUAAAAUAAAGUUCUAAUUUAUGCUUAGAAAUGAGUGUUCUAUGGAUGUCCUGUUCUUUUGAUGCCCAAAUGCCGUUUCUCCUAUUUGAUGAGUCGUACAGAACUUUCAAAUAUGAGUAUUUGAAAUACAUAUGCUCACAACCUUUCAUUCAAUGAGAACAGAUGGAGGAAAUUGGACAUUCUUCCACCUUAUGUUUGUCUCCAAACCAUAUACCUGUCUGCUCACUGCCCUACAAAUCUGCAUGGGUUACCCCCUGAGUGCUUGAAUUAUUUCUUUAGAUCAGACAGUAUUGCAAGUUUUUUUUCCCCCAUUUGAGUACCUGAGAUUUCAUUUCAACAGUACUGUGUGAAAUAAAGUUUUACCUACAUCAUCA